Rotaria sordida is the source of this 1767-nucleotide messenger RNA. NCBI's taxonomy places the organism in Eukaryota, Metazoa, Rotifera, Eurotatoria, Philodinida, Philodinidae. The record is from the annotation of a GenBank genome assembly.
AUGAGUGAAAUGCAAGUCAUGAUGAAAUUUGAAUUUUUACCAAAUGAAAUUCUAAUGGAAUGUUAUAAAUAUCUCAAUGCACCAGAUAUUUUUGAUUCAUUCGAUCAAUUAAAUUAUCGAUUUUAUAAACUUAUUCGAAAUAUUCCAUUACAUGUGGAUUUUCAAUAUGUUUCUAAGUCAUCAUUUGAUAACUUUUGUAGAAAAAUAAUAUUAAAUCCAGAAAAUCUAAAACAAAUUUAUUCAUUACAUUUAUCAAAUAAAGAAAUGUAUGGUCAAAUUGAAGCAUUUUUAUCAAUUUUUACAUUCAAUGAAUUUUCUAAUCUUCAAUCAUUAAUUUUAACUCAAGUUAAAGAAAUUAAUAUGAACAAAUUGAAAUCAAUGUUAAUAUUAAUACCAAAAUUAUAUUCUCUUCGUUUGAUAGAUUGUAAUAUACCUAAUUCAGAAAUAAUGGCUGUUCUGACGAUAUCAAAACUACGAAUAUUAUCUAUACGUUCACUAUAUUUUGUUCCAUUAGCUAAGAAUGAAACUUCGGUAAUUACAAAUCUAACAGUUUUCGGUUGCUUAUUGAGUGAUUUAUAUCGAUUAUUUCAAUAUGCACCUUUGUUAAAAUAUCUCAAUGUUGGACGUCUUCCUGAUUGUCAUGAAGUGAUAGGACGAGGCGAAGAUUUCAUUAAUAAUUAUGCUUUUCAUCUAAGACAAUUAAUUAUUGAUGAAUAUGGAUAUGAAUUUGAGGAUUUUGAAAUAUUUGUAAAACAAAUACCAAAUUUAAAAAGUUUGAUAAUAUCUGCAUAUGAUAAUAUAGAUAUUAUUGAUGCUUCUCGUUGGGAACAUUUAAUUAAAUCUUCCUUACCUCAUUUACAUAUUUUCAAAUUCAAAUUCUACUAUAGUCAAUAUGGAAAAUCUAUUAUUGCUGAUAAAUUUAAUCAAUUUCAAAGUGAUUUUUGGCUUAAACAACAUCAUUGGUAUACUGAAUAUUCAUUAAAAGAGUCAUUAGGAAGAACUACAGCACUUAUUUAUACAUUACCAUGCAUAGCUGAUAGAUUUGAAUUAAAACUAGAUAUCAAUAGAUAUUAUAAUAAAUUAAUAAAUAAUUUCGAUGUAUUUCACAAUAUAAAAUAUUUAUCAUUAGAUUCAGAAAUACUAUCAAAAGAAUGUCAUUAUUACUUUUCUAAUGUUACAUCAUUAAUAUUAAAAUGUAAAUCGAAUCUUUUUAAAAGGGAUAGUGACAGAAUACUGUUGAAAGCCAAACAUAUAAAAUCUCUUAAAAUGAUUGUUAAUUUAUAUAAUUUAAAACAUUUAGAUAUUUCAUUUUUAUGUAAAAUAGAAAGCUCAACAAUACUAUUAGAAAUAUUAAAACAAUCACCCAAUCUAUCAUCAAUAUCUGUUGAUCCGAAUUAUUUGUUAUCAUUAUUUUCUGAUAAUGAAUUAUGUAAAUAUUUAAAUAAAAUGAUCAAAAAAUUGGAUAUGCUCAUUCCUUCAUUGGAUAAGUUUAGUAAAAUCGAACAAUUUUGCAAAAUAUUUUCUAAUAUUGAACAAUUAAAAUGCAAUAUUACUCAACUGGAUGAUUUGUUAUUUUUACUGAAUAAUUUAUCAAAAUUAUCAAUUUUAAAAGUGUCUGAUACAUCGACUAAUAAAUUCAUUUAUAAAUUUAAAGAUGAAGCAUCGAAACUAAAUAUAGUGUAUUAUCUUCGUUCUUAUCAUGACAAUUCUUAUGAUAAGAUCUGUAAUUUAGAUUUAUCUAUUUGGAUUGGCAAAAAGACAAAUUAA